This is a messenger RNA of Diaporthe citri, 855 nucleotides long. RefSeq lists its product as uncharacterized. Bases 1 to 855 code for a protein of 284 amino acids. Lineage: Eukaryota; Fungi; Ascomycota; Sordariomycetes; Diaporthales; Diaporthaceae. The transcript has a single exon. The record is from RefSeq and is a predicted model, not a curated record. Gene Ontology annotation, cellular component: kinetochore. Gene Ontology annotation, biological process: protein localization to kinetochore; kinetochore assembly; attachment of mitotic spindle microtubules to kinetochore.
AUGGCAGCCAAAAAGGCCGCGGAGGUCCUGCACGAACUGGAGGACCUCCAAUCAAUCCAUGAGAUUUCCAUCAUAAAACUCAGCGAGCCAAUAUCCUCGGUCUUACCACAAGCCGGCCAGGACGCCAACAGCGCCCGCACCUCAGAUGUGUCCAGCUCGUCCGUGGACGCGACACCGGCCAGCCUGGAGGCCGACCUGGCGCACUACAAGGAGCUGUUUGCGAAGCUGCGAUUCUCCUACGUCGAACAGGUAACCAAGGAGAAAUUCAUCCGCGCCAUCGUCGGGGAGCCUCCCCUGAUCGUCACGCCGCAGGAGAACGUCGAGCUGGAGAAACAGAACGCUGCGGCAAAGGCGCAGCUUAAGGCGCUCAAGAUGGAGGUCGCCGACACGGUCGAGGAGCUGGAGAGCAAGGGACGGGAGCUGAGCAGGAAGUACGAGGCCGUGCAGAUGGAGACGGCCACGCUGCGGGAGAUGCCUGACAGGAUCGCCGGGCUGGAGGAGAGGAUUGCGGAGCUGCGGGAGCAGCUACAGCCUGGCGAGAACCCGAGCCUCAACCUGCCAUUGGCCAAGACGCUGGAGCUGGUCGCAGAGAAGAAGCUGCAGAGGCACGAGCUGGAGAGGCAGCUGGAGCAGCUUCGUGCGCAGGUCCCGCGCAAGAGGAAAGAGAUGGAGCGACUACAGACUGAGCUGCAGCCCUUGGAAGUCAAGAGGCAGAACAGCCUGGCGGCGGCGAAGGAGGCGCGGAGAAGGAAGGAGCAGGCGCUAGGUGGUGUCGAGGACGACCUGGAGGAGAGGGGUAGGUGGUGGAGGGCUUCUGAGGCGGCGCUGAAGCAGAUGCUGGAGAUUGAAAGCUGA